Molecule: messenger RNA, 804 nt
Organism: Arctia plantaginis
Lineage: Eukaryota; Metazoa; Arthropoda; Insecta; Lepidoptera; Erebidae
Source: the annotation of a GenBank genome assembly
AUGUAUGAACCCGGGCACGGUAAGGGAGCGCCUGACGGUGUCGGUGGAACCCUGAAACGGACAGCUGAUAAAGUCGUGGCAGAAGGCCAUGAUAUCGUAGACCUGAAUUCAUUGAAACCUAUCCUUCAAUCCAGGUGUCCUUCUAUUUUAUUGUUUGACGUUACCACAGCAGAUAUUUCACUGAUGGAUAAUCUCAUAAAACAGUCCAGGACUAUUCCUACUUUCCGGGGAACACAAAAAAUACGCCAGUUCGUAUUUUUUAACAACACCUUACAGUGCAGAAGACUUUCAUGCAUAGAUUGCGAAGAAGAUUGUACCCACUAUCAUUUGGGAUAUUUUCAACAACACCAAAGUAAUCGAUUUACUAAGAGGCGUAACAAAUCUCCGCAAAAGUCAAUGGAAUUGGAUAUAAUGAACGAUAAUCACCAACUGUCUUUAGCGUCGUGUUCACGCAUUCAAGGUCAUACUGGAUUGUUUAAGGAAAAUGAUACAAUUGAUUUAGAAAAUGUGGGAUCUACUGUUGGCUCAGAUAGUGAUAAGAUUGCUACCAUUGGAGAUUAUGUCCUGAUGAAAUGGGGUACGGCAAAGUAUCCCGGGGAAGUUUUAUCUGUUUUUGAAGAUGGUUUAAUGGUUAGGUGCAUGAAGCAAGGUUUGAAGUUUUGGAGAUGGCCUAAUAUUAAAGAUGAGCAAUUAUAUAGCUGGGAAGAUGUGAUUCAGAAAAUAAAGACACCAAAAUUAGUUAAGAGGGGGAAUUACAUUAUUACAGAGUUAGAAAACUCUACAAGUGAUGUGAAGACUGAGUAA